Dreissena polymorpha is the source of this 2277-nucleotide messenger RNA. RefSeq lists its product as uncharacterized. The transcript is spliced from 4 exons. The coding region runs from base 1 to 2277 and encodes 758 amino acids. NCBI's taxonomy places the organism in Eukaryota, Metazoa, Mollusca, Bivalvia, Myida, Dreissenidae. The record is from RefSeq and is a predicted model, not a curated record.
AUGCAAGGACCAGUAGACCGGAAGCUGACCACCCUCACAACCUUGAUAUAUUCUGUAGGAAAGGAGAGGUUUGGACUAGAAGAGGAGAGAGUGCGGAAGGAACCUCCAAGACCAAACAGGCGGCAAGUUCGUAUCCAGAACUUGAGACAGAGGAUUGGACUUGCACAGCUUAGAGAUACAGUUCGGACACAGCUGACAUCAGUACGGAAAGCAGAAAACAGCAGAAGAAAGACACGGGAACGGGCAAAGAAGAGGGCAGCUUUCACAGCCAACCCAUACAAGUUCGCAAGAUCCCUCCUCGACAAAGAAAGGUCAGGAAAGUUGGAAACUCCACUAGAGGAAAUAGAGAACUUCCUUCAUGUUACCCAUUCUGACCCCAAUCGAGAGGACGUGCUAGGGGACUGUGACAGAAUAGAUCCAGCGGAGGAACCCGAAAAACAGCUGAAUGCGACGGAACCUACGCUUGGCGAGGUGAAAGAAGCUGUAAAAAAGGCCAGAGCUGCUUCGGCGCCAGGACCCAAUGCCAUCCCGUAUAAAGUGUACAAGAUGUGCCCACUACUUCUCAAGCGUUUAUGGAGGCUCCUCAAAGUAGUCUGGAGGAAGGGGGAUGUACCAGAGGCUUGGAAGGAGGCCGAGGGGAUAUUCACACCGAAGGAACGCAAUUCCAAGACGGUCAACCAGUUCCGAACGAUCUCGCUGCUCAACGUCGAGGGAAAGAUAUUCUUUGCCAUCCUUGCAAGAAGACUCACAUCUUUCCUGACAGGCAACGCAUACAUCAACACCUCGCUAAUAAGUGAGGCGAAGAAAGGGAGGAAGGAUCUCACUGUAGUAUGGCUCGACUUUGCCAACGCAUACGGGUCAAUUCCACACCAGCUCAUCUAUACAGCCCUCCGACACUACCAUGUGGACGGCCACAUUCAGAAAAUCAUCACCCGUUACCGGGAUGGAAUCAAGCUCCGGUUGACUGUUGGUGACCAGCUAACCAGAUGGCAGAAGUUGGAGAAGGGAAUCGUUACCGGCUGCACAGUUUCCGUGGUGCUCUUCAUCAUGGGAAUGAACCUGCUGAUAAAUGCUGCCCAACGUGAGACACGUGGACCAAAGACAGAGUCAGGAAUCUAUCUCCCAUCUAGCAGAGGCUUCAUGGAUGACCUCACAAUGACGACAACAACACACGUCCAAGCUAGAUGGAUGUUGACAGCCCUGACGGAUGUCGCUUCAUGGGGAAGAAUGAAGUUCAAAGCAGCAAAAUCCAGAUCUCUUGUCAUAAAGAAAGGACAGACAACAGAGAGGUUCAAACUCUACGUACAGAACGAAGAGAUUCCUUCCAUAGUGACGAGUCCAAUAAAAUGCCUGGGCAAGUGGUUUGAUGCAAGCCUACAAGAUCGCGACAAUGUCAAGAACUUAAAGCAACAGGUAGAGGAGGGUCUCAAGAAGAUAGACCGCUGCGGACUACCCGGCAAGUUCAAAGCCUGGCUUUACCAGCAUGCACUGCUCCCAAGACUAAUCUGGCCGUUGAUGCUUUACGAGGUACCCAGCACAACAGUGGAAGCCCUGGAGAGAAUCACUAGUCGACACCUCAGGAAGUGGCUAGGAGUUCCACCCAGCUUUACCAGUAUUGGACUCUAUGGGAAGAGCAACAAGUUACAGCUCCCGCUAUCUUCACUGGUAGAAGAGUUCAAGACAGCAAAAGCAAGACUUGUGUUGACCUUGAGGGACUCUCCGGACGAGUUCAUCCGUGAGGCAGGGAUCCAAACCCGAACGAGCAGGAAAUGGUCAGCGACAGAGUCUGUGAGCAAGGCAGAGAACACGCUCAAGCACAAAGACAUUGUCGGAGUGACUGCAGUUGGACGUGAAGGAAUUGGUGCGAGAAAUGUGGUACUGUGGAGCCGAUCAGACCAGAAAGAGAGGCGAGCGAUGAUUCAGUCUGAGGUCAAGAGGGCGGAAGAAAAUGCCAGACAAGCAAGGGCUGUGGGGAUGGGAGCGCAGGGAGCAUGGACCACGUGGAAUACCGCAGACAGGAAGUUGACCUGGGGAGACAUCUGGAAGUAUGAGCCUUUUCGGUUUUCCUUUCUGCUCAGUACAGCACUGACACAGGGAAGAUAUAGAUGGAGGCAUGACUUGGUCCUCAGAGAGUUGGCUGACUGGCUAGAGAAGGAAAGGAAGAAGGAACAUGGUAAUCACCCCCGCCAUGGGCACAUCGCUUUUGUCAAAUCGGGUGAGACCGUGAAGACACAGAAACCAACAAAAGCAUCAAUUCUUGAUGGCUCUAGAGACUGA